Molecule: messenger RNA, 3676 nt
Organism: Biomphalaria glabrata
Lineage: Eukaryota; Metazoa; Mollusca; Gastropoda; Planorbidae
Exons: 13
Coding region: 1-678 (225 amino acids)
Source: RefSeq, a predicted model, not a curated record
AUGUCAAACAAUCAAAAGAGUAUCUGCCCAGCAGACAAUAAUGUCAGAAUUACAAAUAUCUCAGCAGCCUUAAACACCACCAAUGUGAAAAAGCCACCUGUAGCUCCUGCAGACACUACAAACUCUACUGGACUUGAGAAUUCAACUGAGCCAACAUUUUCAACUGAUACUAAGGACUUCUGGGAAGACACAUUUAUCCUUGUCAUUGGAAUUCCCUCUGCUUUUGUGAUUUUAAUAGCAAGUACUGGAAUUUCACUUUAUAUUUGGAGAAAAUAUAAAAGAGCUGCUUCACAAAACCAAAGCAGAAAAAUUAAUGUUCCUAUAGAGCUGAUAACAUUGCCGACAAAUUCCAACAGAGUAGAAGAAAUUACUUUGGAUCAAAUGGUUUGCGCCAACGAACCAGAAAUAGACAAAUACAUGGUUCCUUCAUCUUUGCCCAUUAAACCGCAAAUGGUUUGCGCCGACGAACCAGAGAAAAACACAUACAUGGUUCCUUCAUCUUUGCCCAUUAAACCGAAAAAUAAUGCCAAUUUUGAAGAAGAAGAAGACCAUCAUUAUGAAAGUAUUUACGUGGAAAUGGUUGACCAAACUGAAAAUAACAAUGAUAGUGAUGAAUCCUUGUAUGUUAACAUGGAAUUUCGAACUGAUGAAAAGGGAAUAGUGAAUGUCCAGCUUUGAAUUCAGGGACUUCAUCACAGCGGAUGUUUUGUUUUGAAUUAAAAUGGCCUCUGCUUUUAAUAGUUUUAAAUAUCUUAAAUUUUUUUUUUUUUUUACCAUUCGACAGCUACUCUAAAAUAAAAACAUUUAAAAGCAGCCAAAGAAAUUAAUUAAAGUUUACAUUCAAAAAUUGAAACUUUUAUUGUGAAUAAACAAAUAAGCUUCAUGAUUUUUUAAAUUUCCUUUUUAGGAUCCUGUUAGAUCUAUCUCAGUAAGCUAAUUUUUUUUUUUUUUUUAAUCAUUUUUUGUGUGUAUGUAUUUGUAUGUUGUCUCCUUUACAUUAAAGCUAUUGUUUACAAUAGUUCAAAUUUAUACUAUGUAACUUUUUUAAAAUGCAUAUUUUAUUCAUAAUGCUGUUUUCUUAUUAGUUAAUUUCAUAUCCCUGUAAAAAAUGUAAUAUUUGAGCUUUUCAUCUUUAUGCCUGAAAUCUGCACUGUUGUUGGUCUGCCACUACACCAUUAAGUCAUUGUAUUCAUGCUCUUUUUUUUUUUUUGCCAGCAAACUAUUUUUGCUCCUCUGUUGACAUUCUUUCCUGGUGACCCGCCCAGUGUUAUCUGUUCUCUUUUUUUUUUAUCAUUAUAGAGAUGUCUUCAUAUGUUUAAAUGGUAUAUUUUCUCCAUCAAGUUUCAUUUUGUAUAGCACCAUACAUUUUUCUUUCCCUAUUAUUUAAGCAAAUGUUCUGUUUUUUUUUUGUUUUUUUAUGUGCUAGUAUCCAGAUUUCACUUGCAUAUGGAUGAUUUUGUAUAAAGCUUUCUUUGUUUUCCUUGAUAUAUUUUUUGCUUUUAACUAAGUGUUGUGUUCUAUAAAAUCUCUGCUUCCUCUUUCUAUUUUGUUUUUUUAUUUCUGUCAGUAGGUCAUUUUUGGAAUUGGUCGUACUUCCUAGAUAUUUGACCAUUUUAAUAAAAUUGCAGUAACUUUAAUACAUUUUCUUCUGUCAGAUUGUCUCUUUUCAUGAUGACAUACUGGGCAUUGUUAUCAUUUUUUCAAGUGAGUAGUUUCUUCUAUUUAUGACUGCUCUAGCACUGUCAGCCGUAUCUGUACCCAAUAAGGCUAUUCCAUCGAAAUAUGCAAUAUAUUGUAGAUGUUGGCCAUUGUAGAUGUUGGCUGUAUGUUAUUCCUGUUGGUUGUAGAUCUCUUUUAAAUUAAUUAGUAAUUGUUCCCUUUGUGUUUAUGUGUACAUUCCUUAUGCUGCUCCGUAGUGUCAAAUUGAAACAAAUGUAUUAAAGCGAGUUUCCUUGUUUAAUCCUAAAUCCCUAUGAUUGUUCCCCCUGUAUUAUGACUAUUUUUUAUUUGUUUAAUGUAAUAUGCACAAAUCUUGUCAGUUUUUUAAGUAUUCCAAAAUCAUAUACACAUCAUAGAGAUAAUUACUUUUGAUAUCAUCAUAAACCAUUUUUUUAGCCUACAUAGAGUUGGUGUACUGGUAAUUGUAUAUUCCUAACAUUUUUGUAGGAUACACAUUACAGUGAAAAUAUGAUAGGUUGUUGAUCUCAUGGGUUUGAAACUUCAUUGGUUGUCACCUAAUAUUUCUUCCAAGUCAUUUAGUAGUAAGGAUCUUAAAUGGGUUUAAGAGAGAGAUUUCUCUGUAAUUACAUCACUUUAGUUGGGAUCCUUUUACAAAACUUAUAGAACUCAGUACUUCUGUCUGGUAAAAAUUUUGUUCAUGUUUUUUCUUCCACUUCCUAUUUUAAAUAUGGCUGAGUUAUUCAUUGUUGAUAAUAAAUCAAUAAAAAAAUUAACCAGUUAUUUAAUCAAUUAAUUUUGUGUUUUUAUAGGAAAAAAAAAAGUUAACCCUGCAGGGAUUUUGUGGCUCUUCCCAUUAAAUUAAAUUUUUUUUUUUUUUUUUUUAAAAGGAUUUUAUUAGGUAUUGGAGUUAUAUAUGUGGGAAUGCAGGCUUGAUCUCUUGCAAAUCUAAAAUGAUACCUAUUUCCAGUCAUUUUUCAUCCAUACCUGUCCAGUUUUUCAUGUUUUAACUUGUGUCAUUAGCUGUGUGCACAAUCAGCUGGGGUGCCCCUUUAAGUUGUCUAGAUAGCUGCCUUUACUUUCGAAUAAGGUGCUCUAGCCUUUGUUUUUUACGUUUAAACUUUCGUAUCAAUAUUUUUUUAGAUAUUGGGGUUGUUAGCUGUGUGCACAAUCAGCUGGGGUGCUCCUUACAGAUUUUCUGGUUAGCUGCCUUUACUUUCGAAUAAGGUGCUCUAGCUUUUGUGGAUCACCUCAAAUUAUGCAAGGCAGCAGGUUUGAUUUUCGUCCAGCCUGAGUAUUUUAUUUCUCUGAUACUAAACGCAUCUAAGAGCUGUCCCUUAUUAGCCACAUGGUCAGGUCUUGAGAGGGAAUCAGAAACUUUUCGUGAGAAGAAAAAUUAAAGCUUGAUUUUAUACUAUACUAUUAGUGGCCAUUCUGCUGAUGAUAAAGUUUGGGAUUAUUGCCCUUAGAAGGCCUGUUUGCUAAUUUAUUUACCUAAAUGAAUGGAAUUACAACAAUGAGAUAUAGGUUAUAAACAUUGAAAGGCGUUUUUGUUUUGUUUUUAAUUUAUUAAUGCUAACAAAUCUUUGUGAACACAAUUACCAGUUUGCUACAAGCAUUGAAAGGGUAGUAUUUAUUUAUUUUUAAUUCAGCAAACUUUGCAUUAAAACAAUUAUUUUAUAAACAUUCACUUUAAAAAUAUAUUGUAACCAAGAUAACUGGACAGUUAUUUUGUAAGGACACUGGUGAGUUGCAGUUGUGGACACCUUUAUGGAAUGUUACUUUCAAUUUGCACUACCAAACUGUAUUUACCUAAGGGAAUGAUAGUGUUAUGGUUUGUACCUGCAGAAUUAGAAUGGACAUUAAAUGUGACAUAUAUAAAACAGAGCUACAAUAGAGUACUGGUAAAGAAAUGAUAACGGUUAACCCAUAGCUUUUACAUUGCAAACAUGUGGUGAUGGGCAGAGACCAAUUUGUGGUCAUUAAAAUGUAAACUUCC